AUGACACAAUCGAAAUCAGCAAAGCGAAAGAGAAAGGCACAGGCCCAAUUACCCAAGAAACAUGUCAAAACCACGACCAUCGUGACACCGCCCCCCGAUAGUGAUGCCACGCAGUUUGAACCAAAAAACUUGCAGACGGUCAUUUCGGACGAAGAGCUCGACAUCACCAUUGAGACGUUGACAACCCUAGCGCAAUAUCCAGGCCUUACAAAGUCGAAGCUGUGCAAAAAUCUACGAACCGCCGUCUACGAUUUCCGGCAGUCAUGUACCACGGGCGUGAACUCGGCCGAGGGCGCAAACCUCACCGGUCGCGUCACAGCAGCGCUUGCCGACGAGAAGUACCUCGAGGCCAAGAUCUUGCUGGCUGAAAUGCGACUGCGAGGCGAAGAACCGAAACUGGGUGCUCUUUGUCGAUGGGUUCGGGAUCUGGAUGUUGUUACGCAGCCCAAGGGCGCGAGCAUCGUCAACCCCAACCGCUCCGACAAAGAGAGGGAGCUUUUGGAAGUUCUGGAUGCUGUUAUGCGCGUCAGCUGCCCGAUUGAUACCAACCCAGAGGCGAAACCCCCUUCCCAAUCGUCCUCCCACAUAGCUUUGCAGCCUACCUGGGACUUGCGCCCAUCCACAGAGCCACACCAAGUCUAUGCCUCGGUCCUGGACAAGUCAAUCCUGUCCUCUGGGCCCGACUCGCCCUCCUCCUCUCUCCGCAUCAUCGAGACGACGCCCGGACACCUCCGCAAACCGCCGAAUCAUCAUCCAGCCAUUUUAUACACGACAGAACCAAACACCGUUGACCUGUCUUCGGAGCACUCAGGAAUAACAUAUCAUGAGCACCCCAGCGUUCCCCACCUUGGCCUUGCCACUGGUGUCCUUUCGCCCGAGGAAUGCAAGGCCAUCAUUGCCACAGGAGAGAGUGUCGGCUUCCUUCCCGACAUACCCGUUCGAGAAGGCGAAGAUACCAGCGUACUGGCGCACAACUUCUACUGGGUCGUAGACGCGGCGUUUCACGAUAAACUCUGGGCACGCAUGGCGCCCUUCGUCCCCGCCUCGCUCAAUGGCCGUCGUUCCCGCGGCGUCAACAGACGGUUCCGCGUCUACCGUUACGUUCCUGGGGCCGAGUACCGAUGCCACAUAGACGGGGCAUGGCCGCCUUCCGGUAUUCGCCCCGACGACACCUAUGUGUACGACGAUUCCCCUGCAGAAAAGAAGCAAAGUUCCCUAUUCACGUUCCUGCUGUAUCUCAAUGAUGAGUUUGAAGGCGGCGAAACAACAUUUUACAUACCGGGACAGCGUGAGGGGACGCUCAAUGCGUAUCCUGUGCGUCCGGUCAUGGGAGGCGUUGCAGUGUUCCCCCAUGGCGAGACCAAAGGAGCAUUAUUGCACGAGGGGACAAGCGUGCGCAAGGGAGCCAAGUAUAUCAUCAGAACGGACAUUGAGUAUGAUGUUGAGCCAUCCGAGGAAUAG
Messenger RNA from Metarhizium brunneum ARSEF 3297, 1461 nucleotides. RefSeq lists its product as uncharacterized. Gene Ontology annotation, cellular component: endoplasmic reticulum. NCBI's taxonomy places the organism in Eukaryota, Fungi, Ascomycota, Sordariomycetes, Hypocreales, Clavicipitaceae. Gene Ontology annotation, biological process: peptidyl-proline hydroxylation to 4-hydroxy-L-proline. The record is from RefSeq and is a predicted model, not a curated record. Gene Ontology annotation, molecular function: L-ascorbic acid binding; procollagen-proline 4-dioxygenase activity; iron ion binding.